AUGUCCACAGAUAAACGCGCUGUCGUUAAAAACGUAGAUAUGUCCGAUGAAAUGCAACAGAAGGCAAUCGACACAGCUAUCCAAGCUCUUGAUUCCUUCAAUAUUGAAAAGGAUAUCGCUUCAUAUAUCAAAAAGGAAUUCGACAAGACAUACAACCCAACUUGGCACUGCGUUGUUGGUCGUUCGUUUGGUUCCUUCGUUACACACGAAACCAAGCACUUCAUUUACUUUUACAUCGGCCAAGUUGCCGUUCAGCUCUGGAAGUGUGGUUAA
This is a messenger RNA of Trichomonas vaginalis G3, 273 nucleotides long. Its product is annotated as positive regulation of ATP-dependent microtubule motor activity, plus-end-directed. The record is from RefSeq and is a predicted model, not a curated record. The transcript has a single exon. Gene Ontology annotation, molecular function: dynein intermediate chain binding; dynein light intermediate chain binding. The coding region runs from base 1 to 273 and encodes 90 amino acids. Gene Ontology annotation, cellular component: dynein complex. Lineage: Eukaryota; Parabasalia; Trichomonadida; Trichomonadidae. Gene Ontology annotation, biological process: microtubule-based process.